AUGGAACACGCACGACCACCAUCGGAAUUAGUACUUGAAGGUGGUCCGGCUGCAAGAUCCGACGCGUGGCGAAAAUGGUCUAAACAAUUUAUGGUGUUUAUGAAGGCCUCUGGAGUUUAUAAAGAGAGUACGGAUGUCAAAUCAAGUUUACUGGUGAAUUUGAUUGGAUCCGACGGGUACGACAUAUACACAACAUUUAAAUACGAUAAAAAUGAAAAUCAGGAGGACUUUGAUAUUCUCAUAAAUAAAUUUAACGAACAUUUUGGUAUGAAAAAGAACACCACUAUGGCUAGAUUCAAAUUUUUCACGAGAAACCAAGAGAGAGGUGAAACUAUAGAUGAGUAUGUGACCGCUCUGAAGCUUCUUACGCAGUCGUGUGAAUUCGAACAUCUGGAGGAAGGUCUCAUACGUGACCGAAUCGUGUGUGGUGUGACCGACAGCAAGCUGCGUGACCGUCUACUUAGAGAAGACGAUCUCGACCUGGGACGUGCCGUGAAAAUCUGUCAAGCUAGUGAGAUGACCGCGGAGGAACAACGUCAGAUAGAAAACGCCAAGUGUGGGACCGAAGCGGGCACAUCGUCGGCUGUGGACGUAGUAUAUGGAGCACGAACGGAGCAACAAUGGGGAGCCAGCAGGUACCCGCGCGGCGGCCGCCAGGCGAGGCGAGGCCGCGGGCGGCUGGGCGCGCCUGUUGCGGACGGCGCGGCGGCGGCGGCUCGCGGGUGUGCGGCCUGUGGCUCGGCGCGCUGUCAAGGAGGUUCACAGUGCUCCGCCAAAAGUGUUAAGUGUUUUUCGUGUCAUGAAAUAGGCCAUUUCAAACGGAUGUGUCCGGGUAAGCGUUAUAAAAAUAAAAUAUAUCAUAUAAAAGAAAGUGCUAGUGAUAGUGACGAGGAACUAUAUUACGUUUCUACACUGGACGGAAAUUCUGGCAAUAAGAACUGUAAGUGGUACGAAACCUUGUCAUUAGUUAGUAAUAAUAGUAAACAAGUAUUCAAAUUAGACACAGGGUCGGAUUUAAACGUCAUGUCAAUUAAAACUUUUUUAAAUUUGGGUUUGAAUACUUCAUGUCUGUCUCCUGACAAAACUAAAGCACAGUCUUUUUGUGGUAAUUAUAUUCCUAUCAUCGGGUCUUGCUAUAUCGACUGGAUUUAUAAAAAUCGUAAAUACAAUCUUUAUUUUAUAAUCUCUGAUCAAAAUUGUCAGAGUGUAUUGGGCAAAAAUGCUUGUGAUGAAUUAGGUUUAGUAAGACGAAUAUUUGCCAUAAAUAUAGACGAUUAUGAUGAUCUUUUUCAAGGUGUAGGGAAGUUACCAGGUAAGUACAGUAUUAUCACAGAAAUAGGAGCACAACCAGUAGUGUGUCCAGUGAGAAAAAUACCUUUAGGUGUCAAGGAUAAAUUAUUUUUAGAAUUAGAACGAAUGGAGAAUCUGGGGGUGAUUAGAAAGGUAGCACAUCCGACACCGUGGGUGAAUGCUAUAGUUGUAGUGGCGAAAAAAGAUGGCAGCAUUCGCUUGUGCCUAGAUCCUCGAUCACUAAACCGCGUAGUACACCGCGCGCAUUAUCCCCUUCCGACUGUUACAGAGAUAGCUGCGAAAUUGAAAGGAGCACGAUUUUUUAGUAAACUGGAUGCUCGUUCUGGUUUCUGGAUGGUUCAGCUAGAUAACCGAAGCGCAGACCUAUGUACGUUUGGAACGCCUUUUGGCAGAUACCAAUUUUUGCGUUUACCAUAUGGUAUCAACUGCGCUUCGGAAGUGUUUCAUGCAAAGGUACGGGAGCUCUUAGAGGACCUCGUAGGCGUGGACUCAUUCGUAGAUGACAUUAUAGUCUGGGGAUCUGAUAAGACACAGCAUGAUGAACAGUUAAAAAUGUUACUAGAUAGGGCACGUCAAGUUGGUAUAAAAUUUAACAGAGCUAAAUGUGAAUUCUGUGUACCACAAGUUACUUACUUAGGACACAAGUUUAAUUCAGAAGGUAUGCAUGUAGACAAUAAUAAGUUAAAAGCAAUUAAGGACAUGCCUAAGCCACAGGAUCGGAAGUCAUUAGAACGUUUUCUUGGAAUGAUAAAUUAUCUUUCAAAAUUUAUACCUAAUUAUUCUCAGGUAGCCUCCCCGUUACGUCAAUUAUUAAAAAAAGACACAGUAUGGCAGUGGGACUCCAUACACGACGCGGCUGUACAGCGAUUAAAAGAAUUAGUGUGCGGUGCGCCUGUGCUAGCUUUAUACUCGUUGACAGAACCGGUCGUGUUAUCAGUGGACGCAAGUUCGUGCGCGCUCGGCGCAGUGUUGCUUCAGGGAGGCCGUCCGGUCGAGUUCGCCUCCUCAACGCUCACCGAAACACAGAGUCGCUAUGCACAGAUAGAAAAAGAGUUGUUGGCGAUAGUAUAUGCUUUAGAACGGUUUCACCAAUAUAUUUUUGGCAGAAAAAAUGUAGUAGUCGAAACAGAUCACAAACCUUUAGAAGCCUUAUUUAAUAAAUCUUUGAAUUCUGUUCCGGCUCGGUUACAACGGAUGAUGCUUCGCGCACAAGCAUAUAAUUUUAAAGUCAUUUAUAAACCGGGCAAAUAUAUGCAUAUCGCCGAUGCAUUGUCGCGAGCACCGUUAAGCGAAUUAAUGAAAGAUCAUAUAUCAGACGAAAUAACAGAACAGACUUGUUUUUUAAUACAAAAUAUUCGAUUCAGUGACAGUAAAAUAAGAGCUGUGCGCGAUGCUACUGAGAAAGAUGAUGAAUGUAAGUCAAUAAUACGAUACAUAAUGAGGGGAUGGCCGAGUAAUAAAUUUGAUGUAGACGAACUAGUUCGUAGUCAGUGGUCAUAUAACGAAAGUUUCGAAUAUAUAGACGGUAUAAUUUUUAAAGACAACCUGGUGUAUAUACCGCGUAGUUUGCGCGCGGAAAUGAUUCAGCGGGUGCACGACGGUCACAUGGGAAUCGACCGGUGCAAGCGGCACGCGCGCGACGUGAUGUUUUGGCCGGGCAUGUCUCGCGACGUGGAGCGCGCCGUGCGCCGGUGCGCGGCGUGCGUCGAGCGCGCCCACCGCCCGCCGCGGGAGCCGCUCGUGCCGCACAACAUACCGGACCUGCCCUGGGCCAAAGUCGGCUCAGACUUAUUCCAAUGCGGUAAAAAAUAUUUUCUUUUACUCGUCGAUUAUUUUUCAAACUUCAUAGAAGUAAGUCCGCUGACUAGUAUCAAUAGUAAAGCUGUAAUUCUCGCAAUGAAAGAUCACUUCUCUAGGCACGGGAUACCGCAGGAACUCGUAACUGAUAACGGUCCGGCGUAUGCUUCAAAAGAAUUCAAAAUGUUUAGUGAAAGUUGGGAUUUCGACCACACUACUACUUCACCUAAUUAUCCUCAAUCGAACGGUCGUAGUGAACGUAGUGUUGCAAAAACUGAAAUGGGCAAAAGUGAUAAUCUAGAAGGAGACGAGGAAAGAUGGUCAAGUGCGGAGAGUGAGGGUGACGAAUGUUAUUCAUAUCAAAAGGUAGAUAAAAAUACAGCAAAUACAGAACAAGAUCUUGUAAAAAACCAUUUGUCUAAUUGUAAAAACCAGAAGCACGGGGCGUGUGCACAUGUGUGCACGUAUAGGAACAACAGAUUUAUUGUUAAUGGUGUCCUGAACAUAAUUAAAAUGGUUGAUGUUGUGCCCUGCCCGCCGCGGCCGCCGGCCGGCGAGGCGUCCUUCGCUCCACAUAUGAUGGCGAGCGAUAGCCACGUCGCAGCGAUGGGAUCUCACCUCGUGCGAUACCGUGGCGCCAUCUGCCGUGGUGGCGGACGAACCAAAGCUAUUGUUGUGUGUCCACCUGCCUAG
Messenger RNA from Achroia grisella, 3801 nucleotides. RefSeq lists its product as uncharacterized. Gene Ontology annotation, biological process: DNA integration. The record is from RefSeq and is a predicted model, not a curated record. The coding region runs from base 1 to 3801 and encodes 1266 amino acids. Lineage: Eukaryota; Metazoa; Arthropoda; Insecta; Lepidoptera; Pyralidae. The transcript has 4 exons. Gene Ontology annotation, molecular function: nucleic acid binding; zinc ion binding.